AUGGCUGACAGCAUCCCAUUAAACCCGGUGCGGAAGAACUCGAAAAAAAUCCCGUAUCGGAAAUCAGCAAGAGUUUCAAGAUACUCUCUAGAAGAUGAGCCCUCUAACUUGGAUGAGAUGCCCUUAAUGAUGUCGGAGGAAGGCUUCGAGAAUGACGAGAGUGACUACCAGACCCUUCCUCGAGCCAGGGUCAACCAGAGACAGAGAGGCCUUGGCUGGUUUAUUUUAGGGGGCUGGAAAGUCCUCUGUGGCAGCUGCUGUGAUUGCCUCACCCGUACGUGUCGUAGGAAGAAGGAGCUGAAGGCCAGGACAGUGUGGCUUGGCUGUCCUGAGAAAUGCGAAGAGAAAUACCCCAAGAAUGCCAUCAAAAACCAGAAGUACAACUUCUUCACCUUUGUGCCUGGGGUUCUCUACCAGCAGUUCAAGUUCUUCCUCAACCUCUACUUUCUAGUGGUGGCCUGUUCCCAGUUUGUGCCAUCGCUGAAAAUUGGCUAUUUGUACACGUACUGGGCUCCUCUGGGUUUUGUAUUAGCUGUCACCAUGAUACGAGAGUUGGUAGACGAGGUCCGACGCUACCAGCGGGACAAAGAGAUGAACUCCCAACUCUACAGCAAGCUCACCGUGCGUGGUAAAACUCAAGUGAAGAGUUCUGACAUACAAGUUGGAGAUUUGAUCAUUGUUGAGAAGAACCAGAGGAUACCUGCAGACAUGAUCUUCCUGAGAACGUCAGAGAAAAAUGGUGCAUGUUUCAUCAGAACAGAUCAGCUGGACGGAGAAACAGACUGGAAACUGAAAGUUGCUGUCGGCUGUACACAGAGACUACCAGCACUAGGGGACCUUUUCUCCAUCAGCGCUUAUGUCUACGCCCAGAAGCCUCAGCUGGACAUCCACAGCUUUGAGGGAAACUUCACCAGGGAAGACACUGACCCCCAGAUCCACGAAAGCCUAAGUAUUGAGAACACCCUGUGGGCCAGCACAGUUGUUGCAUCUGGCACGGUGAUAGGGGUGGUGAUCUACACAGGCAAAGAGACCAGAAGUGUAUUGAACACAUCCUAUGCCAAGAACAAGGUCGGCCUACUUGACCUAGAGCUGAACCGCCUCACCAAGGCCCUUUUCUUGGCCCAGGUGGUUCUGUCUGUUGUCAUGGUGGCACUGCAAGGGUUUGUGGGACCUUGGUUCCGCAACCUGUUCAGAUUUGUCGUUCUGUUCUCUUACAUCAUCCCCAUCAGUCUGCGUGUCAACUUGGAUAUGGGAAAGUCAGCCUAUGGCUGGAUGAUCACGAAAGAUGAAAACAUCCCCGGAACCGUUGUCCGAACAAGCACCAUCCCUGAAGAACUUGGGCGCCUGGUCUAUCUACUGACAGACAAAACUGGCACUCUGACACAGAACGAGAUGAUAUUUAAGCGACUACACCUGGGGACUGUGUCUUAUGGAACUGACACCAUGGACGAGAUUCAGAACCACAUAGUCCAGUCAUACGCACAGGUGAUCUCCCAGCCAUCCAACGCCAGUAGCAGCAUCUCCACUCCAUCCCGGAAGCCCCAGCCAGCAGCUCCAAAAGUCCGCAAGAGUGUCAGCAGCCGUAUCCAUGAGGCCGUGAAGGCCAUCGCUCUGUGCCACAAUGUAACCCCUGUCUAUGAGUCGCGUGCUGGCGUCAACGGGGAGACGGAGUCCGCUGAGGCUGACCAGGACUUCAGUGAUGACAACCGCACAUACCAGGCCUCCAGCCCUGAUGAGGUUGCACUUGUGCGAUGGACAGAGAGCGUUGGUCUGACCCUGGUGAACAGAGACCUGAAUUCCCUGCAGCUGAAGACUCCGUCAGGACAGAUCCUCACCUACUACAUCCUCCAGAUCUUCCCCUUCACCUCCGAGAGCAAGAGGAUGGGCAUCAUUGUGAGGGAGGAGUCAACAGGCGAUAUCACAUUUUACAUGAAAGGGGCUGAUGUUGCGAUGGCGAGCAUCGUCCAGUAUAAUGACUGGUUAGAGGAAGAGUGCGGUAACAUGGCCAGGGAGGGCCUUAGGACCCUUGUGGUGGCCAAGAAGUCUCUCACUGAGGAACAGUAUCAAGACUUUGAGAACCGCUACAACCAGGCCAAACUGAGUAUUCAUGACCGGGCCUUGAAGGUUGCAGCGGUGGUGGAGAGCCUGGAGAGAGAGAUGGAGCUACUGUGUCUGACCGGGGUUGAGGACCAGCUCCAGGCUGACGUCAGGCCCACGCUGGAGCUACUCAGGAAUGCUGGCAUUAAGAUAUGGAUGCUAACGGGAGACAAGCUCGAGACGGCCACAUGCAUUGCCAAAAGCUCUCACUUGGUCUCCAGAAACCAAGACAUCCACGUCUUCAAGCCGGUCUCGAACAGAGGAGAGGCCCAUCUGGAGCUCAACGCCUUCAGAAGGAAACACGACUGCGCCCUGGUCAUCUCUGGAGACUCCUUAGAGGUAUGCUUGCGGUAUUAUGAGCAUGAGUUUGUGGAGCUAGCAUGCCAGUGUCCAGCAGUGGUCUGCUGUCGUUGCUCCCCUACUCAGAAAGCCCAGAUUGUCAAGCUCCUUCAGCAGCACACAGACAACAGAACUUGUGCCAUAGGUGAUGGGGGAAAUGAUGUCAGUAUGAUCCAGGCCGCAGACUGUGGUAUUGGCAUAGAAGGAAAGGAGGGGAAGCAGGCGUCCCUGGCUGCAGACUUCUCCAUCACUCAGUUUAAGCACAUUGGGCGGCUGUUGAUGGUUCAUGGCAGAAACAGCUACAAGCGUUCAGCAGCGCUGGGCCAGUUCGUCAUGCACAGAGGCAUGAUCAUCUCCACCAUGCAGGCCGUCUUCUCCUCCAUUUUCUACUUUGCUUCAGUUCCUUUGUACCAGGGUUUUCUAAUGGUUGGGUAUGCCACCAUCUACACCAUGUUCCCUGUGUUCUCCUUGGUGCUGGACCAGGAUGUGAAACCAGAAAUGGCUCUGCUGUAUCCGGAGCUCUAUAAAGACCUCACCAAGGGGCGAUCGUUAUCUUUCAAAACUUUCCUUAUUUGGGUGUUAAUCAGUGUGUAUCAAGGUGGUAUUCUGAUGUACGGCGCGCUGCUGCUGUUUGAGUCAGAGUUUGUGCACGUGGUGGCCAUCUCCUUCACGGCGCUCAUCCUGACCGAGCUGCUUAUGGUGGCGCUCACCAUCCGCACCUGGCACUGGCUCAUGGUGUUGGCCGAGUUCUUCAGCCUGGGCUGCUACGUGGCCUCGCUCGCCUUCCUCAAUGAAUACUUCGACUUGUCUUUCAUCACGACCAAGGCCUUUCUUUGGAAGGUGUCGGCCAUCACCCUGGUCAGCUGUCUUCCUCUGUACAUCGUCAAGUACCUGAAGCGCAAGUUCUCCCCGCCCAGCUACUCCAAACUGUCCUCAUGAGCAAAAAACCAAAACGCCUCGGAUGGUUUCCUUUUGGUUUUGUACUCCAUCCUCUCUGACCUUUCUUUUUUGCACUUUUUUAAACUCGCUGAUCCCCAAUGAAGGAUGGGGGGGGGCUGUAUAGAUCGAGGGACCACUAGAACUAUUAUCGGAAGAGGAGAAAAGAAGAAAAAAAAGUAUUUAUGUUACUGGGACUUGCAAUUACUUGAAAAAGACGUGAAAGCACAUAAUGAAAACUUAACAGAAGGUGGAUUUUUUUGGAGCAAAAAAGAAAAAAAAAAGAGUGAAUUCUACAACUGACUCGCUGCACUGAGGCAGUUGCAGACGAGCGGCCCCAUUGCACUGGAACAGUCCUAGGACGACUUGCCUUCUGUUUUAUUGCAUUUCAAUCAAUCAGUUUCAAAUGUCAUUUUAUACAACUUCAGUACAUAACUUUCCGCUUUUCAAUUUUUCUAUAUGGCGUUACGGAUUUUUAAAGGUGUUGUUUUUUUAUUAUCAUCGGUAAUCAAAGUUGCUCUGUGUCUCUGUGUAAUGUUGAGAUGCUCUACUGCUCCAUGUUUUUAUUCCAUUGCACUGUAGUAUAAAAGCCUUGGUGCAGCUUUUUGCUACCACUAGUAUCGUAAACCUCACUGCAUUUAACUACUCACCUUGUACACACGUACAUUAACCAAAUAUGAAAACAUUUACGGCGGUUGCAUUCGAAACAAGCAAAUUGUAAUGGCUUUGGGAAUCAUACCCGUGGCGGGCUUCAGUUGUACCUCUCUGCAUUCGCUGCUUAACGUCCUCUACAUUUUCAAGACGGUGAAAGGCGUAUCGUUCUGAAUAGUUCCUCGUGGUUUUAAACUUGCACUUCACCGUUUGCGAGUUAAAGGGAAUUUUUGUUAUUUCCAUGUGAUGUUUGGAGGUUGGUCCUUAGCAAACCUAACAUGUGCAAGGGCUGAGAGCAUUUUAAACCCCGAUGGGAGCUGAGAUCUGCUACGCAAGCAUCAGUUCAUAAUCUGGGCAAAAACCAGCAGCAUUUAACUAUUAAACAUUAUAAUUAUUACCUGUUGUCAUUGAUUUGACUUAGGCAUAGCAUAACUGGGUUGCCGCUAUGAUCCCAUCCAUUUAACGUUGACAAUUAGCACUACUUUUUUUUUCUUUAUUCGUAAUGUCAGUGUGGCCGCUGCCAGAGCAUUUCCCGUGUCAGCAGUUCUCUGAGACACGGUAGACUGAAGACCUCCGAGCAUCACAUACCAAUAAUAAGAAUUAACCUCCUUAAGGUUGAUUAAGACAAUUGCAUUGGCAAUGUAUUGCACCUUGAUUAUCAUUAUCUGCAUAGCUAUCCAUUUGAGAUGUCUGUCAGUGGCUGCCAGUCCUCGUUUCAGAAGGCGGCCGCCCACCGAGUGCCUCAUUAUAACGUUAUCGUCUCAAAACCGCCUCUCCCAGCUCUGCAUGUCGGAUCAAGCAGUCAGAGUUGUGUUUUGUUUUGGGGGGUUUUUUGGGGGGGGGGGUGUUUUUUUCUUCUAUCGACAGCACAGACAGAUCUCCGCCUCUGUGGGCUUGACCGUGUGACACACAUCCUGCGGUGGUAAACGCUCUUUUCAGACAAUUUUCUGACAACAGAUCCAUCUGAAAAGCCUCUGCACAACGUGCUGUCAAGCUCUGAAGGCUGUGUGUGAUUCGGGGCCUAUUUGUUUGACAACCGGUAAUGGUGUGACCCUCACUGGGCCUCCGUGUGGUGUCGGGGCCUGUUGUGGACAUCGCUAUCUGGCUGUUGCCAAGGGAGGAAUCCGUUUUCAUGAUUCGCUCCACGGAAAAGAUGAGUGUCAAGCCUGAGCGCGUCCUGCAGCUCGAUGCUGAAAGUUGUUCUACUGGACAUGAUGGAGAAAAUGUGGUAACGUGAGCUCUUUUUCUACGUGCGUGCACACAGUGCAGGAAUUAGUGUGUUUAGUCAUUUGAUUGCUUUGUUUGUUUGAAUUUAAAUCUUUCUUGAGUUAAACAUGGGCUGAUCACUCAGAUGCAACUGCAUUUAAAUGGGGUUCAAAUGCGGCGAUGUUAUUGUGUAACAUAGCCUCACUACCCAAAAGAGACAAUAGAGGAUGACGUUUUCUAGAAGGAUUUAGUUCAAAUACAAGUGUGGCUAAAUGACAUUCAGGCAAAAAUUGCAUUUACUGUUAAGAAUGUUUGAUUUUCAUUGAACCCUUCCCACUUAUUCCUCUGUUUUCUUUUGUUUUGUUUUCUGUGUGUAUGAUGUUGUGUAAACAUUCCCGUGUUGUGAACGCGCCUUUGCCGUGUCUUACACUGAGAUUUCUAACAUUAUGAAAGGUAUUUAUAGUAUUGUUAUUGAUUAAUGAGCAAUAAAGAAUAGUAAU
Molecule: messenger RNA, 5729 nt
Organism: Lampris incognitus (smalleye Pacific opah)
Lineage: Eukaryota; Metazoa; Chordata; Actinopteri; Lampriformes; Lampridae
Gene: atp9b
Product: ATPase phospholipid transporting 9B
Exons: 29
Coding region: 1-3375 (1124 amino acids)
Biological process (GO): endocytosis; phospholipid translocation; retrograde vesicle-mediated transport, Golgi to endoplasmic reticulum
Cellular component (GO): endosome; trans-Golgi network; plasma membrane
Molecular function (GO): ATPase-coupled intramembrane lipid carrier activity; magnesium ion binding; ATP hydrolysis activity
Source: RefSeq, a predicted model, not a curated record